Molecule: messenger RNA, 986 nt
Organism: Pseudo-nitzschia multistriata
Lineage: Eukaryota; Bacillariophyta; Bacillariophyceae; Bacillariales; Bacillariaceae
Source: the annotation of a GenBank genome assembly
CGGCCGGUACGAAACGGUACCAGAGGUGCGCAUCACGAGAACGCAAUCGACUCGUUUUGUGCGACUCCCUCACUCGCUCUCGCUAGCUUUCCUUUCGAACAACAAGAUUCACCCCACCGUUUUCGACCUGGGGAAACAAUCCUGCACAUCGAAUGCRGCAGAUAUCCGAACGAGUACAACCAGUUCUACACCGCAAACGACCACUACAAAUACGAAUACCAAUUCGAAUACCAGCACCACCAUGAGCAGCACAAACAUCGACAACGAGGACCUCGAGGUGGCCGCGGCCUACACCCAGGAAGACGCCGGAUCGACGACCUUUCUGUGCUUCGGCGUCUGCGACAUGCGCAUCGCCACACUGGCCGCCAACGGCUUCAACAUCGCCGCCACCCUGGUGGGAAUCCUGGUGGCGGGCUUCAAGUCCUACCUCUUCUGGAAGGCCCUGGGCGGCGCCCUCGCCGCCGGAAUCCCCGGCCUCGCCCUGAGCGCGGUCGGGAUCUACGGGGCCAAGGAGUUCGACCUCCGGGCCAUGUACGCGGCCUCCGCCGGCUUUGGCCUCCUCCUGCUCAUCGACAUCUGCAUGUUCCAGUGGGUCGGGAUCCUGAUCAACCUCMUCGUCGUCUUCCCGCAGRCGGUCUUCACCUUUGAGCUGAGCAACGGCUUUCUCACCAAGGAGAACUAUGCCGAGCAGGAAUACAUGUCGGAGCAGGGCAGGGACUUUGUCGACCGCGUCCAUUCGCAGUACAUCGCCCCCAUGGCCGUCUCGCCCACCUCCUCUGCCCAAUAAGUUAAGGGAACAAACCGGGAAUCACAAAACGGCAAGGCACGCGGAACCCAAGGAGCACGAGCACCAGCACCAGCACAAAACAACUAUAUGUCUACAACAGAUCGAACAAAUGGAUGAAUCACCSAAWCAAUCCCCCGGCAUUGGUCGGGAUMGAUCGCUCCUUUUUCGGUACAACGUGAUAUAAAAUGUAAAUUAUGUA